Messenger RNA from Alexandromys fortis (reed vole), 6639 nucleotides. RefSeq names its product ADAM metallopeptidase with thrombospondin type 1 motif 2 (gene Adamts2). Bases 159 to 3800 code for a protein of 1213 amino acids. Gene Ontology annotation, molecular function: zinc ion binding; metalloendopeptidase activity. The record is from RefSeq and is a predicted model, not a curated record. Gene Ontology annotation, biological process: extracellular matrix organization; proteolysis. NCBI's taxonomy places the organism in Eukaryota, Metazoa, Chordata, Mammalia, Rodentia, Cricetidae. The transcript has 22 exons.
CGCUCCCCGCCCUCUCCUGCGCCUCGCCUCCUCCGCCCCGCGCCCUGCGGUGCUGCAGCUGCGGGCGGCUCCAGCUGCCCCCAGAUGUGGGCUGGGCAGCGCGCGGGGAACUUUCGCGCCGGCUGCGAGUGCGGGGCACCGGCUGCGGUCGGGCUGCCAUGGAUCCGCCGGCGGGAGCCGCUCGCCGCCUGCUCUGCCCCGCUCUGCUGCUGCUGCUGCUGCCGCCGCCGCCGCUCCUGCUGCUGCCGCCGCCACCCGCGAGCGCCCGGCUCGCCGCCGCUACCGAGCCCCCAGGCGGGCCCCCAGGGCACGGAGCCGAGCGCAUCCUGGCGGUGCCGGUGCGCACUGACGCCCAGGGCCGCUUGGUGUCCCACGUGGUGUCUUCGGAGACGGCUGGGGCGGGGGUACGAGCCCGCAGAGCCGCCCCGGUCCAAACCUCAGGCUUGCCCGGAGGCGACGUGCAGGACCCUGGAGGCCGCCUCUUCUACAACCUCACGGUCUUCGGCCGAGACCUGCACCUGCGGCUGCGGCCCAACGCUCGCCUCGUGGCUCCGGGGGCCACCGUGGAGUGGCAGAGUGAGACGGGUGACACCCGGGUGGAGCCCCUGCUUGGGACCUGUCUCUACGUUGGAGACGUGGCCGGCUUAGCCAAAGCCUCCUCAGUGGCGCUCAGUAACUGUGAUGGGCUGGCUGGUCUGAUCCGUAUGGAGGAGGAGGAGUUCUUUAUUGAGCCCCUGGAGAAGGGUCAGGCGGAUCGGGAGGCUGAACAAGGCCGAGUGCACGUGGUAUAUCGCAGACCGCCCACUCCCAAAUCCCCUCCUCUGGCGGGGCCACAGGUUCUGGACACAGGAGCCUCCCGGGGCAGCCUGGAGAGCCUCAGCCGAGCCCUGGGCAUCCUGGAGGAGCACAUCGCCAGCUCCCAGCGGAGGGUGCGCAGGCACGCCACCGACGAUGACUACAACAUCGAGGUCCUGCUGGGCGUGGAUGACUCAGUGGUCCAGUUCCACGGGACGGAGCACGUGCAGAAGUACCUGCUGACGCUCAUGAACAUUGUCAAUGAAAUCUACCAUGACGAGUCCCUGGGGGCCCACAUCAAUGUUGUGCUGGUGAGGAUCAUCCUUCUGAGCCAUGAGAAGUCCAUGAGCCUCAUUGAGAUUGGGAACCCCUCUCAGAGUCUGGAGAAUGUCUGCCGCUGGGCCUACCUCCAGCAGAAGCCGGACACUGACCACGAUGAGUACCACGAUCAUGCCAUCUUCCUCACACGGCAGGACUUCGGGCCCUCGGGCAUGCAAGGCUAUGCUCCUGUCACGGGGAUGUGCCACCCGGUCCGCAGCUGCACCCUGAACCAUGAGGACGGCUUCUCCUCGGCAUUUGUGGUGGCUCACGAGACUGGUCAUGUGCUGGGCAUGGAGCAUGAUGGGCAAGGCAACCGCUGUGGUGACGAGGUACGGCUGGGCAGCAUCAUGGCACCCUUGGUCCAGGCUGCCUUCCAUCGAUUCCACUGGUCCCGCUGCAGCCAGCAGGAGCUCGGCCGCUACCUGCAUUCCUAUGAUUGCCUGCGUGACGAUCCCUUCGCCCACGACUGGCCGGCUUUGCCUCAGCUCCCAGGGCUGCACUAUUCCAUGAACGAGCAGUGUCGAUUCGACUUUGGCCUGGGCUACAUGAUGUGCACUGCGUUCCGGACCUUUGACCCCUGCAAACAGCUGUGGUGCAGUCACCCUGACAACCCUUACUUUUGCAAGACAAAGAAGGGUCCCCCACUCGACGGGACUAUGUGUGCGCCUGGCAAGCAUUGCUUUAAAGGUCACUGCAUCUGGCUGACCCCUGACAUCCUCAAACGCGACGGCAACUGGGGCGCCUGGACUCCAUUCGGCUCCUGCUCGCGCACGUGUGGCACAGGUGUAAAGUUCAGGACCCGCCAGUGUGACAACCCACACCCAGCUAACGGGGGCCGCACCUGCUCUGGCCUGGCCUACGACUUCCAGCUCUGCAACCCCCAGGACUGCCCCAACGCCCUGGCUGACUUCCGGGAGGAGCAGUGCCGCCAGUGGGACCUGUAUUUUGAGCACGGCGAUGCCCAGCACCACUGGCUGCCCCAUGAGCACCGGGAUGCCAAGGAGAGAUGCCACCUCUAUUGUGAAUCCAAGGAGACAGGGGAGGUGGUGUCCAUGAAGCGCAUGGUGCAUGAUGGGACACGCUGCUCCUACAAGGACGCCUUCAGCCUCUGUGUGCGUGGAGACUGCAGGAAGGUGGGCUGUGAUGGGGUAAUUGGCUCCCGCAAGCAGGAGGACAAGUGUGGCGUGUGUGGAGGUGACAACACCCACUGUAAAGUGGUGAAAGGCACGUUCACGAGGUCCCCCAGGAAGCAAGAGUACAUCAAGAUGUUUGAGAUCCCCGCUGGAGCCAGACACCUGCUCAUCCAGGAGGCCGACACCACCAGCCACCAUCUGUCUGUCAAGAACUUGGAGACAGGCAAGUUCAUCUUAAAUGAAGAGAAUCACUUGGACCCCAAUUCUAGAACCUUCAUCGCCAUGGGUGUGGAGUGGGAAUACAGGAAUGAAGAUGAGAGGGAAACGCUGCAGACCAUGGGCCCGCUCCAUGGAACCAUCACAGUCCUGGUUAUCCCCGAAGGAGACUCUCGGAUCUCACUGACGUACAAAUACAUGAUCCAUGAGGACUCGCUCAAUGUCGAUGACAACAACGUCCUGGAAGACGACUCUGUGCGCCAUGAGUGGGCCCUGAAAAAGUGGUCUCCCUGCUCCAAGCCCUGCGGUGGAGGGUCCCAGUUCACCAAGUAUGGCUGCCGCAGGAGGCUGGACAGCAAGAUGGUGCACCGAGCCUUCUGCAGUGCCCUGGCCAAGCCCAAAGCCAUCCGUCGAGCUUGCAACCCUCAGGAGUGCUCCCAGCCUGUGUGGGUCACCGGUGAGUGGGAGCCUUGCAGUCAGAGCUGUGGGCGAAGCGGCAUGCAGGUGCGCUCCGUACGCUGUAUUCAGCCCCUGCACAACAACACCACCCGCUCUGUGCACACCAAACACUGCAACGACCACCGUCCUGAGACCCGUAGGGCCUGCAACCGUGAGCUCUGCCCUGGGCGGUGGCGGGCUGGGUCCUGGUCCCAGUGUUCGGUAACCUGUGGCAACGGCACCCAGGAGCGACCAGUCCUCUGCCGCACUGCAGAUGAUAAUUUCGGUGUCUGCCGGGAGGAACGGCCCGAGACAGCAAGGAUCUGCAGGCUUGCACCCUGUCCCCGAAACAUCUCGGAUCCAUCCAAGAAGAGCUACGUGGUUCAGUGGCUGUCCCGGCCUGACCCUGACUCACCCAUCCGGAAGAUCUCGUCAAAGGGCCAGUGCCAAGGCGACAAGUCAAUGUUCUGUAGGAUGGAAGUCUUGUCUCGCUAUUGCUCCAUCCCCAGCUACAACAAGCUCUGCUGCAAGUCCUGCAACCCGCCCGGCAACCUCAGCCUCACAGAGGACGCAGGCGUGGACCCUCCACCGGGGAAGCACAAUGACAUCGAUGUGUUCAUGCCCACACUUCCGGGACCCACGGUAGCUACACAGGUGCAGCCUUUGUCAGGGCCUCCCUUGGAGGUCCCCCUCAAUGCCUCCGGCAUCAAUGUCACGGAGGACCACCCAGAAACCAAUGCUGUGGAUGUUCCCUACAAGAUCCAUGGUGUGGAUGAAGAGGUCCAGUCUACCAACCUGAUCCCUCGACGACCAAGCCUGAAUGUAAAGACGAGGAACCAAAGAAUCCAGGAGCUCCUUAAUGCGGUGCAGAGAAAAGAGAAGGCCGGAAAGUUCUAAUAAAAUGGAAAGAUUCGCAUCAACAGCUUUUUCCCCUUGCUUAUAGCUCUAUUCCAUGGGAUGGCAAAUCCUGUGUUGUGCUUCCGAAAGGUUUGGAAAAUAGUACAAAAGGAUAUAUAUGGAGAGGGGUGGGCAUGUGACAACCAGCCUAGCAUGUAUUUUCCAGGCUAGGAAUGACCUAAAUCUUGUGGUGAUCUUAGGUUUAGAGUGGAAUAUCCAAGUUCCCUAGUUUCUAUCAAUGUUGGGAGGUCAAGAGAAAUGACUCUGAGAGAGAAAAAAACUUGGCUCCAACUUACUAAGCAGUAGUUGAGAACCUCCAUUUCCUUGGUGAUAGUCCCCAAGGCAUGAGACCACUGGGGAUGAUUGAGUGACAUGAUGUUUUAUUUAAUAGAUCAGUUGCCAGGUUGAGUACACUGAAGUGGAGGUCAUGAGCCAAAAUGACCUCAAAGGCCAGGCAGAUGAGUGGAUAAGUGUGGUAGCUAGGAGUGGACUUUAACCAACCAGAGAGCAGCAUCUAUCUAGGGCUGUUGGUAUGUUCCAACCAACCAGAGCACAGCAUCUAUCUAGGGCUGUUGGUAGACUCCAGCUCUAGCUGCCAGUGUGACGUUUCUGCCUUACCAGCCUGGCCUUGUCCUAUGUUGCACAACCAGCGAUCUGGGUUUCCUGUACUCAAAAUAUAUUAACUUGCAGGGGUGGGAGUAGGAGAAGACCUGGGAGUUUUAGGUCUACACCUGCCAGGCUAUAACCGCUGGUCUUUGUUUUAAUUAUUACCUAGUUGUCUGGUGCAGUUUCAACAUCUGGUGCUCAUGGUGUACAGUGUUUUGAUCUCAGCCGAGCAUGGGCUGUGCACCUAUCCAGUUCUUUCCAGGGAAGUGAUGAGACUCCUAUAAUGUGGAUACGAGGAGAGUUGUAAACAAGGAGCCACUGGGUCAAAGGCAUCAAGGAUUCUCUCCUCUCCACUCACCUUGGCCUUGUUUGCUGCCUCCCAGGCUCUGGUGGAAGAGCCCCAGUAUUCUUCUCUGGCCAGCCUGGGCCAAGGCCACAGAGAAGAAGGAUGUCCUUUGCUGGGGUGACCCAGCUUGGGACCCAAGGCCCAGGACUCUCCCUUUCCUGGGCUCCCAGUACCACCACUGGGGUGGUGAGGUACUCAGGUUAAGAGGGUGGGUUUUGCCUGUAGUCUGACCUUGGCCUUGCCCACUUCCAACCUUUAGAAGUUAUAGAACCCAACAACACUGUCUGCCAUAGGAGGUAUAGGGUGGGAGGUGGGAGCCCCACUUUAACUUUAGAAGCUUAGAUAACUUCGUUUGUGGUAGAAUAGUGUUUGGUGAGCCAGAUGUGAAGGGGGGAUUAAAAGGGAGCCGCUGGAUGAUAGGAGGAUGCUGAGCUUUGUCUCUCAUUCCCUGGCAUUUUGUAAGCAUGUCACACCAACAUCCCCACAUGGAAAGACCCAGGGCACAUUAGCUCCCUAGCUGGGUCUAGCCUGACCAUAAUUCUGAGACUUCUAGAAGUUCUGUGUUCUCACCAAUCACAGAUCUUAGAUUAUUUUCUCUUAUUGACAUCCCCCUCCCCAGUCCCGCCAAUCAGAGUAAGAAUCCUGAGACUUGAGUCGGUGCCCUUAUGGCUCAUCCUCCACUGAGUUUCAAGGUGCUCAGCGUGCUUGUGUAAAUCUGCAUGUGCGUGUGUGCGUGGGGGGAGGGCAGGGGUGUCUAUGGAUGGUCUGUGGAAAGAAGUCAGCACAUAGAGACCAGCUGGACUAAUGUUUAAGAUAGUGCUUAACUUUCUUCCUAGAGGGUGAACAGACCCUGCCACCCUUUCCUUGCCCGCACAUCCCACACAUACUACUCACUGCCCAGCUCCCAAAGAACCAAACUGGAAAAAUGCCUUUGAAUAUGUCUCCUGGGAUGUGGUUGAGAACAGUUCUGCUUUCCUGCCUCCUUGAAGCAGGGAAUGAAUCCUAUGGCUGGCCCCCAUUUGUUGAAUCCAGGUCAGCUGGGUUUACCCAUGGGUUUGUAGAACUGAGUAUUUCCCAUCUUCAGUAGAAUGUAGAGGAAUGUUCUAGACUUAUAGUAGCCAGGAUAUGGCUGAGUUUACCCAUUCUAAUGGCUGUAGGAUAGUAACACUCCAUUCUCCGAUCCCAGUAAAGCAGGGCUUCCUAGACGCCCCAUGCUGGAAAGCCCCAGCAAGUCAGAUGCCCUGAGGGAGAUGAGGUUCCACAUGGUAUCCUUGGUGUCUUGGGCCAGGGGCCUCCAGGCCUCUAUGGAGCUAGUGGUGCUCAUGGGAACACAGUGCCCACUGGGCUCAGAGACACUGCGAGUUCCUGAGCAUGAGACUAUCUGGAGAAAGGACUUAGAAGCAGCCCUAGGCAGUCAAAGCAGCUACAUCUGAGGCAUUCUUGUAGCCCCAGAGGCAGGUAGGUGUCCUCUGGAAGUCUUCAGCACUGCGUGAUCACCCAGACUGUCCUACGUCACCCAGAAAGAACUCCCAAGGCACCUGGGAAUUGUUUUUUAUUCUUAGGGAGAAUCAGGCCACAUUUGAAGAAAGUCCCUAGGAAAUCCCGUGGAAUUUCGCAUAUAAACCUCACAUUUGUGUUUUAAGAGUUCUCUUUUGGGGUCUGUUUUAAGUAUAUAACUGGUACUCAAUAGCAAUGUCUUUGUCCGAGGUAACAUUCUGACUCUAUUUACUCCUGUGUGACAGGUGGCCACCAAAUGGAGCCAAACACGGUGCUCAACUUAAAUCACAUUUUAUCUGACAACAGCCAUUGAUGCGUUUUUGUUCUGUAUAGUAAAACUUGACUCUUUACUUUCAUAACUUAUUAAAGCAUCUGUGGUUUUGCAAAUCA